Messenger RNA from Labeo rohita (rohu), 1634 nucleotides. RefSeq names its product YY1 associated factor 2 (gene yaf2). Gene Ontology annotation, cellular component: nucleus. Bases 168 to 716 code for a protein of 182 amino acids. Gene Ontology annotation, biological process: positive regulation of DNA-templated transcription. Gene Ontology annotation, molecular function: DNA binding; transcription coregulator activity. The transcript has 4 exons. The record is from RefSeq and is a predicted model, not a curated record. Lineage: Eukaryota; Metazoa; Chordata; Actinopteri; Cypriniformes; Cyprinidae.
AAACCCCACGACCCUACUUUUGAGAAAAUAAACCGGCGCUGGAUUGGCGGAGAGCGGUCACGUGAGCACCGCUGCGCUGGAGUUUCUACGACAGCUGGGAGCCGCUCGAGAGGACAGAGCGCGAGAGGCGGCGGUGCCUGCAACGCUUCGCACAAAGUUUCAGCAGCAUGGGAGACAAGCGGAGUCCGACGAGGCCGAAACGGCAAGCGAAGCCCUCCUCCGACGACGGCUACUGGGACUGCAGCGUGUGUACAUUCAAGAACAGCGCCGAAGCGUUCAAAUGCAUGAUGUGCGAUGUCAGGAAGGGCACGUCAACGCGGAAACCUCGUCCUGUUUCCCAGCUGGUAGCCCAGCAAGUCACACAGCAGUUUGCCUCACCCACACAGCCCAAGAAAGAGAAAAAGGAAAAGACGGAGAAGGACAAAAACGAGAGAGAAACGACACUGAAAAAGAACAGCCACAAGAAAAUGAGGCCCAGGUUAAAAAAUGUGGACCGGAGCAGCGCGCAGCAUCUGGAAGUGACAGUGGGAGAUCUGACGGUUAUCAUAACAGACUUUAAGGAGAAAACUAAGCCCUCCUCCAGUUCGACCUCCAGCGCAGCAUCUGGAGACCACCACAGCCAGAGCGGAUCCAAUUCAGACAACACAGAGAAGGGGAUCUCCAGAUCCUCGUCUCCGCGAGGGGAGGGUUCCUCACUCAACGGGGAAUCUCACUAGAAACCCGUGGAUUAUGAACGUUACUUCCAGUCUCCUGCACCUAAUAUAUCCAUUUUAAAACGAACAGCCACAGGAGCGCGCUUACGUAUGCCAAGACUUACCGAGACGCAGACUUAACCCAGCAAUAUAAGCCAUCUCUCACUACUACCACAGAUCUGAAACAUAGGAUUUCACCAUAAUACACUUGUCCUGAUUUGUUACAAUGCCCAGUAGGUCAGCUUGAGAUAAACUGUAGACUUUGUAAGAAAUUUUGAUGAUUGAAUUUUGACAUUUUGACAAUUUAAUUUCUAUAGCACGUGGUAGUAUUACAAAUCAGAUAAGUGUUGUCUGUUUGGAUUUGGACAUUGACACCCAUUCUCAUUUUCUUCAUAAACAUUUUUUAAAACCACAAUCUGUAAUUUUUUUGCAACCGCACCCAGUGUGUCUCGGGAAUUAGCCCUGGGGCUUAAAAACAUUCAACUGGAACAUUGUGAACGUAUUUGCUUCUACAUUAAUGACUUGUCAGUUGCAAAAUGUUACUUUAAUAUUCUUAAAAUGCAUUACAAGAUGCGCGUUAAGCCGUCUGUGAAUAACUGUGACCCAAACAGGACUUCCUUUCUCAAUAGUUUGUUGCACCUGCUGGUACUUUUUGUACGGUUUCAUGAGAAAAAUCUUUAAAACGCAGAAAUUAAUUGUUUGAUUUGUUCUUGUUCAUGGCGUUUUGUCAUAGAUUGCAUCAUUAGUUGUUCUACCAGCGCUGUUUUGUGUUAGAUUGUCUUGAUAUAAUUCUGUUAAUUCCACGGGAAACCUAACAUUUAUGACUAAAGACGACAAAUGUAUUUGUAAGAUGUUGAAUUCAUCCCUUCCUUUAUGAUGAUCGGUGGUAUAUAAAUAUAUUGCAGUAUAGGAAAUAUCUCUUAAUAAAAUUUAAGAUUUAGA